Molecule: messenger RNA, 4492 nt
Organism: Orussus abietinus
Lineage: Eukaryota; Metazoa; Arthropoda; Insecta; Hymenoptera; Orussidae
Gene: Polr3A
Product: DNA-directed RNA polymerase III subunit RPC1
Exons: 20
Coding region: 284-4438 (1384 amino acids)
Biological process (GO): DNA-templated transcription
Molecular function (GO): DNA-directed RNA polymerase activity; DNA binding
Source: RefSeq, a predicted model, not a curated record
GUGAUAAUAGAAAAAUUCUCCCUACGAGUUCGCCUUAUCGCUUGUUGGUUUAUCUACGAAUGGCUCCAAAAUGGCGCUACGCGUAGCAGAAGCACGUGUUCCAAUGAGAUUUUAAGAUUUUUUUUGAUAGCGGAAGAAGUACUGGACUACAUAAUGGAAAUUGAAGGCCAGAAGCUUUUACGCUGCUUUUACGCGUCGAGAGUGUUUCCAUAGCUUAUUAAGAAUUGUCAAACGUGCGUUCAAUCAGCACUGAUUCACGACAGACUAAUACAAUAACCUCAAAAUGGUGAAGGAACAGUUCCGAGAGACUGAUGUUGCACGUAAAAUAUCACAUGUUUCCUUUGGAGUGGAUAGUCGCCACAACAUGGAACGCCAGGCUCACAUCCAUGUUGUGGCGAAGAAUCUCUAUACCCAAGAUAGCCAGAGGACACCAGUUCAGUAUGGUGUUCUUGACAGGAGAAUGGGAAUAUGUUCGAACAUGAGCAGUUGCGGAACAUGUGGAAAAUCAUUGAAUGAGUGCAUUGGUCACUUUGGGUACAUAGACUUAGAACUACCUGUCUUUCAUGUUGGUUAUUUCAGAUCGAUCAUUGGAAUAUUACAGAGUAUUUGCAAGAAAUGUUCACAUGUACUGUUGAACAGUACGGAUAAAAAAUUCUACUUGACCCGUGUCCUUAAUCCUAAUUUAAGUUAUCUCGGUCGUAAGGCUUUAAGAAGGCAAAUUUUAGAUAAAGCAAAAAAGAUAACUACUUGUCCACAUUGUGGAGAAUUAAAUGGAAUGGUUAAGAAAGCUGGCUUACUCAAAAUCGUUCAUGAAAAGUAUAAGACCAAGAAGAAAACUGAUCCCAUUGUCCAACAAAAAUUAGCUGAGUAUAAUGAUGUAUUGGAAGACAAUAAGGAAAUAGAAGGAAUUUUACAAAGUGGACUUGUAUACGUAUUAAAUCCAUUGGAGGUACAGGGUAUAUUGGAACGGAUACCAUCAUGUGAUGUCCCAUUACUACUCAUGAAUCCAAAUUGUGCAUUACCGAAAGACUUGAUAUUAACUAGGAUUCCUGUACCACCAAUUUGUAUUAGGCCAAGUGUUGUGUCUGAUUUAAAGGCAGGUACAAACGAAGAUAAUUUAACGAUGAAGUUAUCUGAAAUUGUAUUCAUUAAUGAUGUUAUACAAAAACAUAGACAAAGUGGUGCAAAGGUACAGAUGUAUAAUGAAGAUUGGGAAUUUCUUCAAUUACAUUGCGCAUUGUAUAUUAAUAGCGAAAUGUCGGGUAUUCCACUUAACAUGCAGCCAAAAAAAUCAGGUAGAGGAUUGGUACAGAGAUUAAAAGGAAAGCAAGGUCGUUUCCGAGGUAAUCUGUCUGGCAAAAGAGUAGACUUUUCUAGCAGAACUGUUAUAUCCCCUGAUCCCAACCUUCGGAUAGAGCAGGUUGGCGUACCAAUUCAUGUUGCAAAGAUUCUAACUUACCCUGAACGUGUGAAUCGCUCAAACAUUGAAUUGAUGAGAACUUUAAUACAAAAUGGUCCAGAUGUUCAUCCAGGAGCUAACUUCGUACAACAGGGCAAGACACAAUUUAAAAAAUUUCUACGUUAUGGUAACAGACAAAAGAUUGCACAAGAUUUGCAAUAUGGAGAUGUAGUCGAGAGACAUCUCAGAGAUGACGAUGUAGUGUUAUUUAAUCGACAACCCUCCUUACACAAAUUGUCAAUCAUGGCUCACAAAGCCAAAGUACUUGAACACAGAACAUUCAGGUUUAACGAAUGUGUUUGCACACCAUACAAUGCAGAUUUUGAUGGGGAUGAAAUGAACCUGCAUUUACCACAAUCUGAAGAGGCAAGAGCAGAAGCCUUAGUGUUGAUGGGGAAUAAAGCUAAUUUGGUAACGCCUCGUAAUGGAGAGUUACUUAUCGCAGCUACUCAAGACUUUAUUACGGGUGGCUACUUGUUAACACAAAAGGAUACAUUUCUCAAUAAAGAUCAAGCAUGUCAAUUGGCUAGUUGUCUCUUAGCAGGUGCAGAUGCAGGUAUGCAUAUUGAUCUUCCUCGAGCUGCAAUCUUAAAGCCGCGAAAACUAUGGACUGGAAAACAAAUAUUUAGCUUAAUUUUAAGACCAACUAAAAAGUGUAACAUCAAAGCCAAUUUAAAGACAAAGGGUAGAGCUUAUACCACCAGUGAGGAAUUAUGCAUCAAUGAUUCAUUCGUAAUUAUUCGCAAUUCAGAGCUUUUAGCAGGCUCGAUGGAUAAAUCGACCUUAGGCUCAGGAUCGAAACAAAAUAUAUUUUAUGUCCUUCUUCGAGAUUGGGGAGAAGAUGCGGCAACGACAGCUAUGUGGAGAUUAGCCAGAAUGGCUAGUUACUUUCUUAUGAAUCGAGGAUUUUCUAUUGGCAUCGGUGAUGUGACCCCUGGUCAAGGGUUGCUUCGAGCGAAGCAGGAACUCUUAAAUGCUGGAUACUCUAAGUGCACUGAGUAUAUUCGACAAAUGGAAGAGGGCCGCCUUGUUUGUCAACCUGGGUGUACGGAAGAAGAAACAUUGGAAGCUAUGAUGUUAAAGGAACUUUCAGUAAUUCGAGACCAUGCUGGGAAAGCUUGUUUGAAAGAACUCCAUCCUAGUAACAGCCCUUUGGUAAUGGCCUUGUCAGGCAGUAAAGGAAGUUUUAUCAACAUUUCUCAAAUGAUUGCUUGUGUUGGCCAACAAGCCAUUAGUGGUCGUCGGGUACCUAAUGGAUUUGAAGACCGAGCUCUGCCACACUUCGAAAGACAUUCCAAAAUUCCGGCUGCCAAAGGUUUCGUCGAGAAUUCAUUUUACUCUGGACUUACGCCAACUGAAUUCUUUUUCCAUACGAUGGGUGGACGCGAAGGUCUUGUGGACACGGCUGUGAAAACCGCGGAAACCGGUUACAUGCAAAGGAGAUUAGUCAAAAGUUUGGAAGAUUUGUGUCUGCAUUAUGACAUGACUGUUAGAAAUUCUGUAGGCGACAUUGUGCAAGUUUUAUACGGUGGAGAUGGGCUGGAUCCUACGUAUAUGGAGGGGAAAGAUUGUCCAGUCGAUUAUAAAAGAGUUUUGGAUCAUGUAAAGGCGAAAUCUCCUUAUAAGGAUGAAGCGUCCCUGGAUGGACCGAGCGUGAUAAAGGCUACUAACGAAUUACUAAAUUCUGAGGAGUACGCAUGCCUUAGUAUUGAAUUUAAACAGGAGCUUGAGGUUUUUCUCAAAACGGUAGCGCGUAAAAUCGCUCGUCUUAGGCAAAAUGUGACGUCAAAGUCUCGAGUGAUAUCGCAACUGGAGCGACUCACAGUUUCGCAAUUGGUAGAAUUUAUUCACACUUGUAAAGAAAAAUUCAUGAGAGCCAAGAUCGAGCCAGGUACAGCAGUGGGUGCCCUUGCGGCUCAGAGUAUCGGAGAGCCUGGAACUCAAAUGACAUUAAAAACCUUCCACUUCGCUGGAGUAGCUUCGAUGAACAUCACUCAAGGUGUACCGCGUAUCAAAGAAAUCAUUAAUGCAAAUCCAAAGAUCAGCACACCGAUUAUAACUGCUACACUGGAAAACGACACGGAUCCAGAAUUUGCAAGACGAGUUAAGGGCAGAAUAGAGAAAACUACAUUGGGCGAGGUAACUGAAUACAUAGAAGAAGUUUAUUUGCCCGAUGACUGCUUCCUCUUGGUCAAACUCGAUACAGACAGAAUUAAAUUAUUGAAGCUGGAAGUUGACGCCAACUCCAUUCGAUACUCGAUAUGCAUAUCGAAGCUAAGGCUACAUCCUAAAUUGGUGAAUGUCAGAGGGGACUCCAUCAUCACCAUCAGUCCAAAUAGACAGAAGCAUAGUUUAAAUUCAGCUCUCACACAACUCAAAGAGAUGAUACCCAAUGUUGUUAUCAAGGGAUUAUCAUCCGUAGCUAGAGCUGUUAUUCAUAAUGAUGACUCCAGUGGAAAGACAAAGUACAAGUUGUUUGUCGAAGGUGAUAAUUUACGUGAAGUUAUGGCAACGCACGGAGUCCUCGGAUGUAAAACCACGUCGAAUAAUACAAUAGAGGUAUUUCGAACGCUCGGAAUUGAGGCAGCAAGAGCAACGAUCAUGACUGAAAUUAAGUUGGUGAUGGAAAAUCAUGGUAUGAGCAUUGACAGAAGACAUCCAAUGUUAGUAGCUGAUCUGAUGACAAGUAGGGGAGAAGUUCUUGGUAUCACGCGACAAGGUUUAGCAAAGAUGAAGGAAUCAGUACUGAACUUGGCAUCGUUUGAAAAAACAGCGGAUCACUUGUUCGACGCUGCUUAUUAUGGGCAGAAAGAUGCAAUAUGUGGAGUGUCCGAAUCUAUCAUAAUGGGCAUACCAGUUCCUGUGGGAACUGGAAUUUUCAAGUUACUUCACAAAGCUGACAAGGAAGAGCCACGCAAGAGACAACUGGUAUUCGACGAUCCGCAGUUUCACAAGAAACCUACGAAGACUGUAACAUAACUUAACUGUAAAAUCCUAAAAUUUAAUAAUAAAACACUAUUUAAUUUAUUACGA